AUGUCGCAACUCAAUAAUAGCUCUUCGUCGACCGACGAAGAUGUGGUGGUUGACCUCUCGAAAAGAGAACAAGAAGGCCUUGUUGUUGCCAAGAGUGAAGCUCGCUCGGUUGUGUCUUCGCAGUCGAUCAGUGACCAUUCACCGGAGGAAAAAGGCUUCAGAGUAGUGACCUCUAGAGAUGCAGAUGUCACACUCCAGUUUUUGAGGGAAAAUGACCAUUUGGUCGAGCCCAUCACACCAGAGGAAGAACGUAAGCUGUCCAGGAAAGUGAUGUGGAUCGUGGUAGGACUCACCGCGCUCAUCAAUUUGUUGCUGUAUGCAGACAAGGCAGUAAUGUCCUAUGCGGCGAUCUUCACGUUUUUCAAGGACACCGGACUCACCCAGAACAGGUACAACAAUGCAAACACGCUGUUCUACGCUGGCUACAUCAUCGGACAGGGAAACUUGUACUUUAUCCAGAAGUUCCCGCUAUCUCGCGUAAUGCUGGUCAUGACGUCGCUUUGGACUAUCAUCAUCUUUUUGCACUGUACUCUCCACAAUUACCAGGGCGUGUAUGCGUUGCGGUUUUUCUUAGGGUUCGUGGAGUCGAUCGCAGUGCCCUCCCUGAACACCACAAUGGGUCAAUUUCUGACGCCCAAAGAAAAAUCAGCGACAGCGCCAGUAUUCUACGCUGCGUGCAUGGGUGUCACAAUUCCGGUCGGUUUCAUUGCGUAUGGUGUUCUCAACGUCACCAAUCCCCCCAUCGCGGGAUGGAAAAUCUUCACCAUUAUUAUCGGAGGCUGCACAUUCCUACUCACCAUCCUGAUUUUCUUCGUAUACCCCAGCAAUCCUACUGACGCUGUGUUCCUGUCGACCAAAGAACGUGUAUGGACUAUCAGAAGGGUACAAGAAACAACAGGCUCUUCGAUCGAACAGAAGACGUUUAAGCCAUACCAGGCCAAAGAAGCCCUCAAAGAUCCCAUCAGUUGGCUUUUCGGAGCCUUCUUUUUGUUGCAACAGCUUGCCAAUAACUUGACGUAUCAGCAAAACCUGUUGUUCGAGAGUCUGGGAAACAUCACAAACUUGGAUGCUACUUUAGUAUCUGUAGCGUCUGGCGGCUUCGCUGUUGUUUGUGCAAUCAUUGCCACUACUUUCCUUCUGUACAAAAAGAACUACGUGGGCUUCUCGGUUGCCGCCUGGAGUUCCAUCUCGUUUGUCGGUUCGAUCGGAGCAGCCGCAUUGCCAUGGCACAAUUCCAUCGGACUCUUGGCUUUCGUUUGUCUUGCCUCUCCCGUCUUUGGCAUUCCAUGGAUUUUGAUGUUUAGCUGGAACUCGCAGACCUGCGCUGGAUACACCAAGAAGUUGACUAGAAAUGGUAUCGUCAUGUUCUGGUAUGGAGUUUCGAAUUUGAUUUCACCACAAUUGUGGCGAGGAAAAGAUGCACCUCGUUACAUUCCCGCGUGGAUCGUUCAAAUAGUGCUGUCAUUUUUCUUAGCUCCUUCCUUGGCUAUUGUCAUUUGGUUCAUUCUACAUCGUAGAAACAAGCAGAGACUCGCCAAUCUGAACUCUUCUAAGAAACAUGUAGGUUUUAUCGAAGCUGAUGGCGAAAGAGUGGAGACAAACGUUGCUCUUCUGGAUCUGACCGAUCUUGAGAACGAAGAGUUCAUCUACCCUCUCUGA
Messenger RNA from Lachancea lanzarotensis, 1659 nucleotides. RefSeq names its product LALA0S08e00430g1_1. Lineage: Eukaryota; Fungi; Ascomycota; Saccharomycetes; Saccharomycetales; Saccharomycetaceae. The record is from RefSeq and is a predicted model, not a curated record. Gene Ontology annotation, cellular component: membrane. Bases 1 to 1659 code for a protein of 552 amino acids. Gene Ontology annotation, molecular function: L-cysteine transmembrane transporter activity. The transcript has a single exon. Gene Ontology annotation, biological process: transmembrane transport; L-cysteine transport.